AUGUGUGGUGAAUUCGUCGGAACUGUGCUUUUCCUCUACUUUGCUCUGUCUGGCGCUCAGGUUGCCAAUAGUGUCAACACAUCGAGUGGCCAGUCCAUCGCCCAGACUGGUAGCAAUCCUCAACAGCUACAAUACAUUGCUCUGAGUUUUGGGUUUUCUCUAGCUGUCAACGCUUGGGUUUUCUUCCGUAUCAGCGGUGGACUUUUCAAUCCUGCUGUCACCUUCGGCAUGUGUCUGAUCGGUGCACUUCCCUGGAUUCGUGGAGCUCUCUUGUUUGUCACUCAGAUUCUCGGUGGUUUGACCGCUGCCGCUCUGGUAUCAUGCAUGUUCCCUGGCGAUCUCAAUGUCCGCACUACCCUUGGCGGUGGUACUACCAUCGUUCAGGGCCUUUUCAUCGAGAUGUUCCUGACCGCACAGCUUGUCUUUACCAUUUUCAUGCUGGCUGCCGAAAAGCACAAGGGUACUUUCAUCGCCCCUGUUGGUAUCGGUCUUUCGCUCUUCAUUGCCGAACUCACUGGAGUAUUCUUCACUGGUGGCAGUCUCAAUCCUGCUAGAUCGUUCGGUCCUGCUGUUGUAGACCAUGAGUUUGCAGGUUAUCACUGGAUCUAUUGGGUCGGUCCAGUGCUGGGAUCGAUCGUCGCGGCUGGAUUUUACAAGUUCAUCAAGAUUCUGGAAUACGAGACUGCAAACCCUGGACAAGAUAUGGAUCAUGCAGCCAAGGUUGAGAAGAGAAAGAACCUGCUGAUGGCUGCCGGUAUCAACGAAGUCGACGCUCACCACGUCGCAAACGAACUGCAGACCAACCAGACCGUGAGCGAAAAGGGCGGACCAGAUGGAGCAAUCGUGGCCAAUGGUCAAGGCCGUCGCAACUCCGGAGAAGACACUGCUAUGUACGGUACUGGAUUCCGCUCAAACUCACAUCAACACACUGGCUCUACCAGCUCAGGAGAGACAGCUGUUGUUCGAAGACCCCAGGCUGUUACCACCGGAAGCCAGCUAGGUCGUUUCAGCUACCUUGGCCGUGCCGGUGUCCACCAAUCCAGAAUGAACAGUACUGUCAACGAAACAAGACUGGAAAGUCCGGCUAUGGCAACGAACGAGGAGCUCUAUGCCCCACUUGCUGCAGGUGGUGACGAACCGCUUGGUGGCAUGGUCGCAGACCACGACCCUAGGUAUCGCUACUCUAGAACCAUCAGCAGUGGUGUCUAG
Aureobasidium melanogenum CBS 110374 is the source of this 1209-nucleotide messenger RNA. RefSeq names its product aquaporin. The transcript is spliced from 3 exons. Gene Ontology annotation, molecular function: water channel activity. Gene Ontology annotation, biological process: transmembrane transport. The coding region runs from base 1 to 1209 and encodes 402 amino acids. Lineage: Eukaryota; Fungi; Ascomycota; Dothideomycetes; Dothideales; Saccotheciaceae. The record is from RefSeq and is a predicted model, not a curated record. Gene Ontology annotation, cellular component: plasma membrane.